AUGGACAUAAACGAAGCACAAAUAACAUUCAAUAAUUAUUUUCCUCGCGGCGAUGUAAAUAGCAUUAUAAUAAGAGAGAUUAAAAAAGAAAUAAAAGAAGUUGAGAAAGUUGCUAAUUUAGAGGAUAAACAUAGAGUGCUUUUUGGUUUAAAAAAUAAACACGAAUCUAAUCUCAACACUUUAACUGAAAGGAUAGAGGAAGAAACUCGAAAUAAACUUGAUAAAAUCAAAUCUCAAACCCAAAAAGAACAACAACAAAAGGACUAUCAAUUAAAAUCUUCCCGAUGCUCUUACUGCAAAUCUAAACCCCCAACUAUUCACUACAUUUACAGCACCAAAUCUAAGGAACUAAAAUCUAGAAAAAGAAGCGCUGACCCUUAUAAAAAAGAGUAUUUAUUUUGUUCAGAAGCACACUUUGAAAAAUGA
Molecule: messenger RNA, 426 nt
Organism: Diversispora eburnea
Lineage: Eukaryota; Fungi; Glomeromycota; Glomeromycetes; Diversisporales; Diversisporaceae
Source: the annotation of a GenBank genome assembly